GCCAGCGGCGCCGAGUCUCAGCCCCGCGCGGCCUCGACUCCGUCCCGCGGAUUAAAACAAAACAAAAAAAAAUUCUCUCUCUCUCUUCCCCCCCUCCACCCCCUCUGCCAAAUCAAACAACACCCCCCCUCCUCCUUUCCCAGUCACGUUUAUUAUUAUUUUGUGUACGAUUAUAGCUUUUAAAAUUAAACAACUUUCGCUGCUGUAGUAGCGCGCGCGUCUCUGCGUGAGGGGGAGGAGGAGGCGGCGGCGGCCCUGGCUCUGGCCCUCGCUUUUCGGCCGAGACCCCCCCGGCGACUCGGCGGCGGCCUCUCGCCUCAGCCGGGGCAAGCUUCCCGCGACGUCGCGGCUUGCCUACCCCCCCGCCCGCCUGCCCGCCCCCAUUCCCUUCCUCAUCCAACCCUGUCCCCGCUUUGUUCUCACCGCGAUUUUGUCGAUUGAACGAGUCGCGAUUAAAACUUAAGACGAACCGGGGUGAAGAUUUUUUUUUUAAAUUUGCAAACAAACAAUUUUGUUUUUAUCAGCUCGCCGCGCUGAGGGAAAUUCCGCCCCGUCCGUCGAUCGCGCAUCGCGGGGUGGUGGUGGGGUGGUGGUGGUACGGCCUCUUGUGUGCCGAGACUAAAAGGAGCGUUCAAGAUCGGCGACGUUUCGGGGGCUAUGUGCCCUUCUUUGCAGCGCGUCAAACAAUAGCAUUGUUUUAGUGGUGGGGGGGGGGUUUUGUUGUUGUUAUCGUCGUCGUUCCCGUCCGUUUUCGUCGAGGCGUAUAGGUUCGACGCCGUUUUAUUCUUUGUGUAAUUAUUGUGACGGACGCACGCACGGACGGACGCACGCGAGGCGAUAAAGACGAGCGGGGUGAUAAAGACGAGCGGGGCGAGAUGUCGAAGAGCAACGGCGACGCGGGACUCAAGUGGGUGACCGUGUUCGACACGCAACAUGCAGAGGGCGGCAAGACGGCCCCGGCCGGCACGGCGGGCGGCGACCCCUCCAAGCGGCUGUCGGUGGAGCGGAUCUACCAGAAGAAGACGCAGCUGGAGCACAUCUUGCUGCGGCCCGACACCUACAUCGGCUCCAUAGAGCCCACCACCCAGAACAUGUGGAUUUUCGACGAGGACCUGGGACUCAAUAAUCGAGAGAUCACCUUCGUCCCGGGCCUCUACAAGAUCUUCGAUGAGAUUCUCGUGAACGCUGCCGACAACAAACAGAGGGACAAGAACAUGACGUGCAUCAAGAUUACAAUCGAACCGGAGACCAACACCGUGAGCGUGUGGAACAACGGGAAGGGCAUCCCCGUGGUGGAGCACAAGGUGGAGAAGAUGUUCGUCCCAGCGCUGAUCUUCGGCGAGCUCCUCACCUCCAGCAACUACAAUGACGAAGAGAGGAAGGUCACAGGUGGGAGGAACGGCUACGGCGCAAAGCUCUGCAACAUCUUCAGCAAGAAGUUCACGGUGGAGACGGCCUGCAAGGAGUCCAAGAAGCAGUUCAAGCAGACGUGGACCGAGAACAUGGGCAAGUCGAGCGACUCCAAGAUCCGCUAUUUCGACGGCAGCGACUUCACGUGCGUGACCUUCCAGCCCGACCUUGACAAGUUCGGCAUGAGCAGCCUGGACAAGGACAUCGUGGCGCUGAUGACGCGCCGCGCCUACGACAUCGCCGGCUCGUGCAAGGGCGUCAAGGUGUUCCUCAAUGGCAAGAAGCUGCCCGUGACCGGCUUUCGCAGCUACGUGGACAUGUACAUGAAGGACAAGGUGGACGAGACGGGCAACAUACUCAAGGUGGUGCACGAGGUGGUGGGCGAGCGCUGGGAGGUUUGUCUCACCGCUAGCGACAAGGGCUUCCAGCAAGUCAGCUUCGUCAACAGCAUCGCCACCACCAAGGGCGGCCGCCACGUCGACUACGUGGCCGACCAGGUUGUCGCUAAACUCAUCGAGGUCGUCAAGAAAAAGAACAAGGCUGGGGUGCUUGUGAAGCCCUUCCAGGUUAAGAACCACAUCUGGCUUUUUGUGAACUGCCUGGUGGAGAAUCCGACCUUCGACUCCCAGACCAAGGAGAACAUGACUCUGCAGCACAAGCGUUUUGGCUCGACGUGCCAACUCUCGGAGAAGUUCACCAAGGCGGCCACCAACUGCGGCAUAGUGGAGAGCAUCCUGAACUGGGUGAAGUUCAAGGCUCAGACUCAGCUCAACAAGAAGUGCUCCUCCGUGAAGCACUCCAAGCUGCGGGGCAUCCCCAAACUGGAUGACGCCAACGAUGCCGGAGGGCGCAACUCCCAGAGCUGCACGCUCAUCCUGACAGAGGGCGACUCGGCCAAGACUCUGGCCGUGUCGGGGCUGAGUGUGGUUGGGCGCGACCGCUACGGAGUCUUCCCCCUGCGCGGCAAGAUGCUCAACGUCCGCGAAGCGUCGCACAAACAGAUCAUGGAGAACCAGGAGAUCAACAGCAUCAUCAAGAUCAUGGGCCUGCAGUACAAGAAGAGCUAUGAGGAUGCCGAGUCCCUGCGCUCGCUCCGCUACGGCAAGCUCAUGAUCAUGACCGAUCAGGACCAGGACGGCUCCCACAUAAAGGGGCUCCUCAUCAACUUCAUCCAUCACAACUGGCCCUCGCUGCUCAAGCACCACUUCCUGGAGGAGUUCAUCACGCCGCUGGUCAAGGUGACCAAAAACAAGCAGGAGCUGCCCUUCUACAGCCUGCCUGAGUUCGAGGAGUGGAAGAAGGGCUCGGAGCUCAACAAGACCUGGAGAGUGAAGUACUACAAAGGUCUGGGCACGAGCACGGCGAAGGAGGCGAAGGAAUAUUUUGCGGAGAUGGAGCGGCACCGCAUCCCCUUCCGCUACAUCGGCACCGAGGAUGACAACGCCAUCACUCUGGCGUUCAGCAAGAAGAAAGUCGACGACCGUAAAGAGUGGCUCACCAACUGGAUGGAGGAUCGCAGGCAGAGGCGGUUGCACGGGCUGCCCGAGCAAUUCCUGUACGGCAAGGAGACCAAGUACCUGACCUACAACGACUUCAUCAACAAGGAGCUCAUCCUCUUCUCCAACUCCGACAACGAGCGCUCCAUCCCUUCGCUGGUUGACGGGUUAAAACCCGGGCAGAGGAAGGUCCUCUUCACCUGCUUCAAGCGCAACGACAAGCGCGAGGUGAAGGUGGCGCAGCUCGCCGGCUCUGUGGCCGAGAUGUCGGCUUACCAUCACGGAGAGCAAUCGCUGAUGAUGACCAUCAUCAACCUGGCGCAAAACUUCGUGGGCAGCAACAACGUGAACCUCCUGCAGCCCAUCGGGCAGUUCGGCACUCGCCUCCACGGUGGCAAGGACGCCGCCAGCCCCCGUUACAUCUUCACCAUGCUCAGCCCGCUGGCACGCAUGCUGUACCCGGCCGUGGACGACAACCUGCUGCGCUUCCUGUGGGAUGACAACCAGCGCGUGGAGCCCGAGUGGUAUUGCCCCAUCAUCCCGCUGGUGCUGGUGAACGGCGCCGACGGCAUCGGCACGGGCUGGGCCUCGAGGAUCCUCAACUACGACACGCGGGAGAUCGUCAACAACAUCCGGCGCAUGCUCGACGGAGAAGAACCCCUGCUCAUGGGUCCCAGGUACAAGAACUUCAAGGGCACCAUCGAUGAACUGGGUCCCAACCAGUACCUGAUGAGCGGGGAGGUGGCCGUGCUGGACUCCACCACGGUGGAGAUCACGGAGCUUCCUGUGCGCACUUGGACACAGGCAUACAAGGAGACGGUCCUGGAGCCCAUGCUGACGGGCACAGACAAGACGCCGCCGCUGAUCUCCGACUACAAGGAGUACCACACGGACACCACCGUCAAGUUCGUGAUCAGGAUGAGCGAGGAGAAGCUCACGCAGGCCGAAGCCACCGGGCUCCACAAGGUCUUCAAGCUGCAGAGCUCAGCCACCUGCAACUCCAUGGUUCUCUUUGACCACAUGGGCUGCCUGCGGAAGUACGAGUCCGUGGCCGACAUCCUGCGCGAGUUCUACGAGCUGCGCAUCAAGUACUACAGCCUGCGCAAGGAGUGGCUGGAGGGCAUGCUCCACGCCGAGUCCUCCAAGCUCAACAACCAGGCGCGCUUCAUCCUCGAGAAGAUCGAGGGCAAGAUCACCAUCGAAAACAAACCAAAGAAAGAGCUCAUCCAGAUGUUGCUGAAGCGCGGCUACGACUCGGACCCCAUCAAGAACUGGAAAGACGCCCAGGAGAAGGCUGUGGACGGCGGCGGCGGUGGUGCUGACAGCGACAGCGACGCCUCUGACGCGGCCGGAGGCACUGGCCCCAACUUCAAUUACAUCCUCAACAUGCCGCUGUGGAGCCUGUCGCGUGAACGCAAGGACGAGCUCGUGAAGCAGCGUGACAUCAAGGCCAAGGAGCUGUUGGAGCUGAAGCGGAAGAGUCCCUCGGAGCUGUGGAAGGAGGACCUGGCCACCUUCGUGGAGGAGCUGGACCGAGUGGAGGCCCAGGAGCGCGAGGAAGAGGUGAGCAGCAUGUCCACCAAGGCCGUCAAGGGCAAGGUGGGCAAGCCCAAGAUGAAGCGCCUGCAGCUGGAGGAGACGCAGCCGUCCCUGCACGGCCGCCGCGUUGUGCCGCAGGUCACGCUGGCCAUGAAGGCCGAGGCCAGCAAGAAGUUGGGCCGCAAAAAGGUCAAGACGGAGGGCGUCGAUGGAACGCCGGUCAAGAUGGAACCUGGCGAGGACGGUGGCGGCGGUGGCGGCGGUGGCGAAGACUCUGAGUCCCAGCCGCUCGUCCGGCGAACCGCCAAGCGGGCUCCCAAAACGGACAAGUCCGAGCCUGGCAGUAAGUCGGCGCGCAAGGGAACGGCGUCCAAGAAGCCCAAGAGGAACCCGUGGUCGGACUCGGACGGGAGCGAUGACCUGGAAGACAAAUCCGUCAGCGAUGCGGACGACAUGAGCAUUGGCCUCGUGCCGCGGGAGAACGUCCCACGCCGGGCUGCCGCGAUGAAGCCCAAGAAGUUCACGUUUGAUUUCUCGGACGGGGAUGACGAAGACGACGACGAGGUGGUGAGCAGCCCCCCGCGGAGGGUCCGCUCCAAGUCCCCCCCAAGCCCCGUGGCCAAGAAGAAGACCUCCUCCUUCGACUUCUCUGACAAGGAGGAUGAGGACGACGUCGCUCUGCCUCCACCUCCUCCGCCGACCAAGGCCAAAGAGGCCGUCGAUAAGCGGGCGCCGGAGCCUCGCAAGGGCUGGAAGUCGACGGAGUUCGACUGGGACGAGGUGAUGGGCACCCCCUCUCACCCGCCGCAGGCGCCCGCCGCUUCCGCCACGACCAGCAGCCCCGCCAAGCCCGCGUUGAGCAGCGACGACGAGAAACCUGCGAGCGCGGCCAGCCCCCUCGUCUCGUCGCACGCCUCCACCAAGCCGCCCGCCGCCGCCACCUUCCCCGCCAAGAAGCCAGCCGCGUCGAAAAAACAGUCCCCGGCCGCCAAAGACGGGGACAAAGCCAAGAAGAAGCCCAGCGCCAAGUCCAAGAAGCCGCUGAGCAUGGACUCGGACAACGACAGCGACGAGGUCGCCUCCUCGCGCAAGCCGGCGCCGGCCGCCAAGGGCAAGGGUGGCGGCAGCAGGAAGAGGAAGGUGGCUGCCUCCGACUCGGAGAAGUCUGACGGGGAGUACAGCCCGCAGAAGAAGGUGACGGCCAAGGCCGCCACCGCCCUCUCCGCGGCGACUGGCAAGGCCGGCAGAGGGGCCGCCGGAGGCAGCAAGAAGGGCAAGAAGGCGGUCGUGUCGGACGACGAGGGCUCGGCAGGCGUGGACAGCGACGACGGGGUAGGGGCCGGGGCCAAGGGAGCGGGGGCCGGAGCCAAGGGGGGCGGCUCAUCGAGGGGCGCCCAGCAGAGGGAGCGCCCGGGGCGCGCGCGCAAGCAGGUGAAGUACUGCGAGGCCUCGGACGACGACGACAACGACGAUGACUUCUUGGGCUGAAACGUGGGACCCCCCCCCCCGCUCCCGCGUCCAUCACCCUCCCCCCCCCCCACCGCCCACUUCGCCCCCCCCUGCCGGCCGCCCAGCCAAGUGUUCGUCCGGGAGAGAUUGGUGGGUGCCAGUCCACUCGUUGAUGUCCUUUUUGCAAAAAAAAAAAAUUAUUAUAAAUCCGGGUCGUGGAGGGAGAAGAUGUGUGUCUGUAAGCGUGCGUGCCAGCGUUAUGUCGCGCCGCGCCAAUGGGUUCGGGGUUGGGUUUCAGGACGAGGUGUGAGCGUAAGUGAUUGCGUGCGUGUGUGUGUGCGGGUUCAGCCAGCAGUAUUAGUGAUUGGAUUAGUGUUAGGGUGUAGAGAUUGGAUGCGUGUUACGGUUUAGAGAUGGAUUAAUGUUCGGGAUAGAGUUUGGUUGAGGCUUAGGCGAGUGGUUUUGGGAAGCGUGAUACGUGUUGGGGUUGGAGUUUAUUGUCAUGGUUAGUGCUACAGUAAGAGUCAGGGUUAUAGUUAAUGUUAGGGAUAUAGUAUGGUGGGGGUGAAUUUUCGGCUUAGCGUUAGCGGCUCCAGGUACGUUUGGAGAUUGGGAUAGAAUUGGGAUGAGUGUUUGAGAGUUCUAAUUAUAAUCGUGUUUAAACUAGUGUUGGGGUUAUAGUCGCGGGUGGCGUUUGUGUUCACAUUCACGUAGGAGCCUGGGGUAUACAUCAUAGACCAGCGAGCUGCUGGGUGAAAAUGGGGAAAGAGGAAGGCGGAGGAGGAGAGAUUAAGCGAGAGCCCACGGCCGGUCCGCCGAACUGCAGGGUGCGGGUUGAACCCCCUGCCGUGUGUCCCGCAGCGCACCGCUCACCGUGGCCAGCGUUGACUUACUUCAGAGCCGUCCUUGUGUGGCUGCCGCCGCUCUCACACGCACCCUUGGGUUCGAAGCCAGGUUCAAGUUUUAUUUUUUAUUUUGUUUAACCAGUUGAGCACUCGAGAGAACGAGGUGCUGUCUCAUUUGCAAGCGUGACCCAGGACAUUAAGUCUGCCAGGCCGGGCGACGAUUGAGUAAAUUACGGCAUAAGAUUUUUAGUUUUUUUAAAUGUGGACUUUUGACUCCUGCGCACUGUAAAGCAGAUGGCGCGUGGUGUUAUUACUGUGGCUAAAUGCGCAGCACCACCACAACCGCAGUAAUAACCAGGGCGGGACGCUUGAUUCCAACCGUGAAGCUCUGCAACAAACGAACGCGCCAUCGCCAGGCCGCUGAGUCACGAUUGACUGCGCCAAAAAAUAAGUCCACCCCCCCCCCCCCCCCCCAUCAUCGGAAAAUUAUGAUUCUUCACUUAAUUUGUCUUUGGGCUGCCUCAGGAAAGUGUUAAACAUCGCCCGCUUUCCAUGCGACGAACUCGCCGCGCAGAGCAUACAAAUGAACGUUUUUUGCCGCCUCAUGUGGACGAUUAAGACCUCCUGGAGGGACUUCACCAAAGUCGUAGUUUCGUGACGUUCCAGCUCUCCGACAAGCGGCCGCAUGUCAGCGCUCCGCGAGGGUUCCCGAACGGUUAGCCCCCUUCGUCUCGCAUGUGACAACGAUAGCACACGUGCAAUGUCGUUUGGAGAAGCUUGCAAAAACAAUUUUCGUGUGAAAACCCUCUUCGCUUAUCCCGUGGCUGCCCACGACUCUCCUUCUACUCCUCCUCCUCCUCUCUUUUUCCCCCGGCUCUCUGUCCGCCCGCCCGCCCGUGUAUGUGCGCACGGCUGCUCGGUUUCGCGCACGCGGGGAGCUCGUCCGCGUUCCGAGCACCUCGGCUGUCCGACUCGUGGCACCGCGAAGAGGAGGUGAGAGCCCCUCGCACACGGCGCCAUCACCGCCCAUCCACUUCCGUCAAACAAACGUCAGUCUGAUAAUCUGCGCUCAAAUGAGGAUUGAGGCAUCGGCGUUCAUCUCCCGUUUACAGCCGCCCCACCCCCCCCGAGCCAUUGAUGGAAGCUCCACGUUGUUAUGGCGACGGCGGCGACGAGUUUGAUCCGCAGGACAAACCGCCGUUGACUUACCCACGAAGCGGCGCUCUCGCCUGCCGCUGUGCAAGCGAUGGAGAGCGGUGUGCCCACAUUCCGAGCGUGUUUCGUGUUGAGAGCAUCGCGCACCACCUCCGACUGCACCGCUCGUGUUAGCUCUGUGGGACGUGCGACGAUUCAUCGCCGUUCACCUUCAUCGUCAGCCGAAGUUUGCGUAAUCCCGCAUGGGCUUUCCUCCCCUGGAGUUCUCCGAUUUUCUCCCAUAGCUGAUAGGCAACAUGCAGAGUUUAAUUAAUUGGCGAUUGGCCAAAAACCCCCCAAGUCUCACAGGAGUCUCCUGAAAAACAAAGAUAAGUCUGCGGACUCUUCAGGCGGUCGAGUGGCUUUUCCCCGAGUGAAUCGAUUCAAACCUCUUUUGUUGCUGCCAAGUGAUGGCGAUCUCUUUUGCUUCUCUCAUUUGCACCGAAAGUGGCCACCUUUUUGUACAAGCAACUAAUUUGAUAUAUGGAUAUAUUUAACAACUUAAUGGUUAACUCUUUGUCAAGUCACGGGGCUGCGUUCGGAGCCGGAGUGGGGGGUGUGGGGCAGUGCAGCAAAAUCCACCGUUGUACUCUACUCCGCUCCCAACGCCUACGCUACUCCCCUGCACCUAUGCGUUGCAAUGGUCCAGCGGGGUGAAGUAUGCCAGAUAGCUCCCCCACCUUCCCCCCCCCCUCCACCCCCUCCCCCAGCACACACGGUGUGGGGAAGCUCUCAUCCAGCAAUGGAUUGCGACACAUUGUUUCUGCUAUCACUUGGGGCUUCACACCAGCUACCUCCAGCGCGCGUACGCGCGUAGCGAUGUCGAUUACGUUGGAAGCAUCCCCUGCGGUACAGCGCUGCGAAGGUGAAUGAAAUAGAUCUUGUGAAUUAAUAUUUAUCCAAAUUGAAUGAGUCGAUCUUUAAAUGAAUUCAUAGCUAGGUGGAAGUGAAUCGCCAUACCGCGUCUGCGAAUUGAGUGAAGUCCCCCAACCAUGAAACGCCACCAUCGGUGUGGUGUUCCUUUUCCCCUCCUGCCGUACGAAUGAAGAGUAACAUGUCAAAUUGAAUCAAAUUGAAAGUAAACGAUCAAUCGAAUCUCAAUGAAAAUGAAUGAACCGGAUAUCUCCGAUCGAACAGAUCUCGGUGAACGUGAAUGGAUCGAAUCUGCAUGAUGCUAAUUUCUUAGACGUCCUUGGAUGCGAGCGCCGGUGAUUGUGAAUUGACCGUCGGCGGGGGUUGUCUCUGACGCGCCCGUUGGCCGUGCCGUAGCCAACGUCUCGCAUGUCUCUGUUGAUUUUUGUCUCUCCUCUCGCGCAGCCCUGAGAUUUUUUUUUUUUACGAGCGAUGAUGUUGGCGCCAUGAGGCAGUGCCAGGAAUGGGUGGUGGUGGUGGUGGUGGUGACGACAUCACCAUGUGUGGGGACAUCUCCAUGUGUGCGCGUGCGGGGGUUUUGUCUUUUGAAGGUUCCCUUUUUACGUUUGUUUGAUUUUUUUAUAUAUAUAUUUGUUUAAUACUCCCCGAACGUUAGCGUGUGUGUUGCCGUGGUUGGUUGUGCGUCUCGUACGAGGAUGUCGAUAUGCCGCGUUGUGCCGCUGUGUCCCGCUCUGUGGCCCGCUCUGUGUCCCGCUCUGUGUGCCGCUCUGAGGCCCGCUCUGUGUCCCGCUCUGUGGCCCGCUCUGUGUCCCGCUCUGUGUGCCGCUCUGAGGCCCGCUCUGUGUCCCGCUCUGUGGCCCGCUCUGUGGCCCGCUCUGUGUCCCGCUCUGUGUGCCGCUCUGUGUCCCGCUCUGUGGCCCGCUCUGUGUCCCGCUCUGUGUGCCGCUCUGAGGCCCGCUCUGUGUCCCGCUCUGUGGCCCGCUCUGUGUCCCGCUCUGUGUGCCGCUCUGAGGCCCGCUCUGUGUCCUGCUCUGUGGCCCGCUCUGUGGCCCGCUCUGUGUCCCGCUCUGUGUGCCGCUCUGAGGCCCGCUCUGUGGCCCGCUCUGUGUCCCGCUCUGUGGCCCGCUCUGUGUGCCGCUCUGUGGCCCGCUCUGUGUCCCGCUCUGUGGCCUGCUCUGUGGCCCGCUCUGUGGCCCUCUCUGUGUGCCGCUCUGUGGCCCGCUCUGUGGCCCGCUCUGUGGCCCGCUCUGUGUCCCGCUCUGUGGCCCGCUCUGUGUGCCGCUCUGUGUGCCGCUCUGUGGCCCGCUCUGUGUCCCGCUCUGUGGCCCGCUCUGUGGCCCGCUCUGUGGCCCGCUCUGUGGCCCGCUCUGUGUCCCGCUCUGUGUCCCGCUCUGUGGCCCGCUCUGUUGUCCGCUCUGUGUCCCGCUCUGUGUCCCGCUCUGUGGCCCGCUCUGUGGCCCGCUCUGUGGCGCUGUGUGCGGUGCCCAUCGCACCGUCGUGUUUUUUUUGCCGGCCCCUCGCCCCCUUCACCCCCAUCCCCACCACCCCCACCAACCCUGGCCCGUCCAUAAAAAGUAUAUAUACACACACACACAAAAAUGAAAUUGGUGGGGAUUGUUAAGGAGUAGUUUAUCCGAUUGUGACAAGUGAAGAAUUUCCUGGCCUACUGCGUAGGUUUUUGCGGUUUGUGCCGAGUCGCGCCGCGCCUCGUUACGCACGGCCGAUGUCCGACGUUUUGCUCCCAUUGCGUUGGAAGCUUCUCGAGAGAAAUGCAAUUGUUCCGUCUUCGCUCCCACGCGUUGCGGAGCUUGCUCUCUGUUCCCGACAGCCUUGUGCCGGACUACAGGCAGUCCCCCCCCCCGUGUU
Petromyzon marinus (sea lamprey) is the source of this 10672-nucleotide messenger RNA. RefSeq names its product DNA topoisomerase 2-alpha-like. Gene Ontology annotation, cellular component: nucleus. Gene Ontology annotation, molecular function: DNA binding; DNA topoisomerase type II (double strand cut, ATP-hydrolyzing) activity; ATP binding. The record is from RefSeq and is a predicted model, not a curated record. Gene Ontology annotation, biological process: sister chromatid segregation; DNA topological change; resolution of meiotic recombination intermediates. NCBI's taxonomy places the organism in Eukaryota, Metazoa, Chordata, Hyperoartia, Petromyzontiformes, Petromyzontidae.